GCAGCUCUGCUGUAGGCCUAUUUGAAACACGCAUACAAUUGUACACAUUUUACUCUGACAGACUGACAAUGUGUACAAAAAAAAAAACAUCAAGCCGAUUUUCGCAAACGUUUCUUGUAAAUUAAUUAAAAUCACACGAAGCCAAAUGGAAUUUAGCCUUACACCAAAUAGGACACUUAAGGAGGGAGAACUAGAAAACAGUCCUGUAGCCUUUUUUUCGUCAUCCGAUCCAACAAUCGAUGUCCCAAUAAAACUCGAAGAGGAAUUCACACAGAAAAGUGAUCUAAAAGACGUCUUAAUACAAAAAGCGGACCAGGUUUAUUGUUGCAAACUUUGCGGGAAACAAUUUUCAUUGAAGAAAGCCUUGAAGAAGCACAUGAUCGUUCAUACUGAAGACAAACAAUUUAUAUGUAAUGUGUGUGGCAAAGAAUUCCAGCAUUAUUGGCAAUUAAAGGACCACAGAAAUAUUCACACUGGAGAGCGCCCGUACAAUUGCACUACAUGCGAAAAAAACUUCUCGUCUAGAGUGCUGCUUGUUCAACACAUGCGCACUCACACAAGCCAGCGUUCGUACAAAUGCAGUGUUUGCGGAAAAGAAUUUGCCAUGAAGGGUUACUUAUCUAGACACAUGUCCAUUCACCAAAGCGAGUACAAAUAUAAGUGCGAAGUGUGUGGCAAAGCCUUUUAUAAUGCUGCUAACUUUGCGAGACACCAACGCAUACAUACGAAGGAGAAAUAUAAAUGCACCAUAUGCGAGAAAGAUUAUUCCAAUAAGUGCUAUUUCCGCACACACAUGAAAAUUCAUGCGGAUGGUUACGAGCACAAGUGUGAUGUGUGCGGCAAAGGAUUCAUGAACAGAUCUCUCUUGAAAGACCAUGGCAACAGUCAUACAGGAGAGCGACCGUACAAAUGCACUGUAUGUGGAAAAGAUUUCGCGGAUAAGUCUUACCUAUCCAAACACAGGAAUAUUCAUGAAAGUGAAUACAAGUACAAGUGUGAAGUAUGUGGUAAAGGCAUGAAUGAUAGUGCAAGUUUCGUGAGACACAAACGCCGUCAUACGGACAUAAAUAAAUGCAUAUAAAUAUCUGUGGAAAUGAUUAUACCACUAAGAAUUACCUAAAAGAGCACAUGCUUAGCCACACGGCAUUAGUGUGAUGUAUGUGACCAAGGAUUCAAAACCUGAUUACUUUCUGGAAGACCACGACCACCAUGUAAUCGACAUUACAAACGCAUCGCAUCGGCAUACGGAUCCUUGGCAUAUGAAUAAUCUUUAAGGCGAACGUAAUCUAACUGGACACAUGUGCGUCAUACGGAUGAGCACAGAUAUUUCAAAGGGUCUCAAACCCGUUACUACAGAUGAGCGAAACCUUCGAAUGAAUUGUUUGCGUUAAAAAAAAAACACCUGAAAAAUAAUUACUUGAAGCUGCAUUUUCGCAGUCAUAAAACUUUGUAAAAUAAAUUAUUUUCAUUGGUUUAUUUAACCAAUUGGUCAUUCGCCGGGGGCUGACGACUGAAAUACAUUUCAUUUUGAAAAUCUA
Messenger RNA from Malaya genurostris, 1538 nucleotides. Its product is annotated as zinc finger protein 501-like. Gene Ontology annotation, molecular function: RNA polymerase II cis-regulatory region sequence-specific DNA binding; DNA-binding transcription factor activity, RNA polymerase II-specific. The transcript has 2 exons. The record is from RefSeq and is a predicted model, not a curated record. Gene Ontology annotation, biological process: regulation of DNA-templated transcription. NCBI's taxonomy places the organism in Eukaryota, Metazoa, Arthropoda, Insecta, Diptera, Culicidae. Bases 146 to 1081 code for a protein of 311 amino acids.